Tympanuchus pallidicinctus (lesser prairie-chicken) is the source of this 5658-nucleotide messenger RNA. It is a transcript of the gene PLEKHA7, whose product is annotated as pleckstrin homology domain containing A7. The transcript is spliced from 26 exons. Gene Ontology annotation, cellular component: zonula adherens; pore complex. Gene Ontology annotation, biological process: epithelial cell-cell adhesion; pore complex assembly; zonula adherens maintenance. Gene Ontology annotation, molecular function: protein binding. NCBI's taxonomy places the organism in Eukaryota, Metazoa, Chordata, Aves, Galliformes, Phasianidae. The coding region runs from base 366 to 4112 and encodes 1248 amino acids. The record is from RefSeq and is a predicted model, not a curated record.
UGCUGCUGGAGGCGGCCGGUCGCUGCCUCCGCCUGCGCGGCACCGCGCUGCCAGCGGGAAUGCGGUGCGGGGCUUCGCGUCGAGUCGGAAGCGCCGGGCUGCCCUUGCCUUGCUGAAACAGUUGCGUGUCGACGGCGUUGUAGUACGUGAUGUCACGAGGGUGUUGGCUUUGAGGAAUUUCGCUACGGAGGAAGCAGUUUUGAUAAUGCAGGCAGUAUUUUCAAGACCUUUGAAUAUGCUCUUGGUUUCUCUUUAGUUAGCUCGGAGCGAACGUACAGAUGGAUACGUGCACACGUUUGUUUUUGGUAAGGAAUUAACAUGCAGAGCGUUGGAGCCAUCUAAGUGGAUACAAUACCUUGAAGGCAAUGUCGAGUCAGUCUGGAUUUUCGAACUCUGUGCCUCUCCCAGGAUACCCAUUCUACCAGGUGCCAUGCAGCCAUAAUCAGCAGACCACGUCAUUUAGACAUCCUGUGACAGGACAGGUUUCUCCAGAAAAUAUUGAAUUUAUUUUGCAAGAAGAACAGAAUUCACCUAUGUCCAAGCCACAAAUAAACCAAAGACCUUCAAGCAUGGUCAGUGAAUCAUCCACUGCAGUAACUAUGUCUGCUGUUGAUACAAAGCCUGGUUCUAAGGUAAUGAAGGCUGGAAACAAAGUUCAUAGCUUUGGAAAGAGGGAACAAGCUAUCAGGAGAAAUCCCAAUGUUCCUGUGAUAGUAAGAGGCUGGUUACACAAACAGGACAGUUCUGGUAUGCGACUAUGGAAAAGACGAUGGUUUGUGCUUGCUGAUUAUUGUUUGUUUUACUAUAAAGAUAGCAGAGAAGAAUCUGUGUUGGGUAGCAUACCAUUGCCCAGCUAUGUAAUAUCUCCUGUUGGACCUGAAGAUCGUAUAAAUCGCAAAUUUUCUUUUAAGGCUGUCCAUACAGGGAUGCGGGCAUAUAUUUAUAAUAAGAAUUCUGUUAUUGGCUCUCAGGCAGAGCAUUCAGGGAUGCGGACGUACUACUUCAGUGCAGAUACCCAGGAGGAUAUGAACAGCUGGAUUCGGGCUAUGAACCAAGCUGCCCUUAUGCAAACACGCUCUUCACUGAGAAGAGAAACUGAAAAGGCGGAUCAACGAGCUGUUCCCCAAGUCAAUCAUGUGGAUGCCUGUAAAGUGUGUGUGAAGGCAGAGAUUACCGGCACAAAAGAAAGUUAUCAAAAAUCUGCUGAAAUGCUUGGAUAUGAUAAGCGUGAGGAGAUAAGAAGAGACAAAGAAGAGGAGGAGCGUUAUAUCCACAGAAAGGAAGCUCUAGAAACUAAGAAGGGAAAGGCUAAGCAUGCGUUAACAGAAGCUGAUUCAUUAUUUCCAGAUUUAACGAAUGCACCACGAUCCCAAGUAGCUCAGUCUGUGCCCAUUGAGAAGAAUGGAACGCUUCCUAGUUCAUUAAGUAUGAGUGCUGGCCUAGUGGAGCAGAAUGGUACCGGCUCAUAUAAAAGAGGGUUUGUUCCCAGGACAAAUCCAGAUAAACAGAUUCAAAGAAAAAGUAAUAUGGCUCAAGUGGAGCACUGGGUAAAGGUCCAAAAAGGAGAUACAAAAAGCCUUGCUUCUGAUCUGACUCUCACAUGCCAGGGUCCCAAUCCACCACCUUUUUCUGAAAACUAUCACACUUUGCCAAAGAAUACCAGGCAGCCUUCAGGGAGCUCACCGCCACCACUGAGUCGCAAUUUGCCGAGUGACUACAAGUACGCACAAGAUCGUGUUAGCCACUUGAAGAUGUCCCAGGAGGAAAGGAAAGCAAAUAAGGAUGGAACUGUUUGGCAGCUUUAUGAGUGGCAGCAGAGACAGCAGUUUAAGCAUGGCAGCCCCACUGCCCCGCUUUAUGUAGGCUCUUCGGAUUUUAUGGAUCGGGGUAAGUCAAAAAGUUCGUUGGAUGUUCCACGAUCAGUAUCUGUUCCACCCUCUCCAUCUGAUAUUCCUCCACCUGGACCUCCAAAAAGCUUUCUCCCGAGGAGACCGCACACUCCUGCAGAAAGGCUUACAGUUAAACCAUCUGACGAGAGACAGACUGUAGACAGUCCUUUCGCUGGAUCGCCUAGGAAGAUUCAAAGUAAUGCUCUAAAGAGCUCAACUCACAUUGAUCGACGCUCGAUGCCAGCUAUGGGCUACAUGACCCAUACUGUGAGCGCACCAAGUUUGCAUGGCAAGUCGGCUGAUGACACUUAUAUCCAGUUGAAAAAGGAUUUGGAGUAUUUAGAUCUGAAGGUGUCGGGACGUGACACGCUCAAAGAGCGAAGUACGAAACCCGUCAAGGUUGCAGAAAGUGAUAUUGAUGUCAAGCUGAGUGUUUUCUGUGAGCAGGACAGAAUUCUGCAGGAUUUGGAGGACAAAAUAAGAGCUCUUAAGGAAAAUAAAGAUCAGCUGGAGUCUGUUUUGGAGGUGUUACACAGGCAGAUGGAACAAUACAAAGACCAACCACAGCAUGCAGAAAAAAUUUCCUACCAGCAAAGACUUUUGCAAGAAGAUCUUAUACAUAUUCGGGCUGAAAUAUCCAAGGUUUCAACGGAAAUGGAAAAUGCCUGGAAAGAAUAUCUGAAACUAGAAAAGGACGUGAGCCAGCUGAAAAAAGCCUUACAGGAACAAAUGAAUAGUUCAUUGGUAUCUCAGGAGAAAACACAAAUACAAAAAGACUUGUGGAGAAUUGAAGAUGUUACAGCUGGCUUGAGUGCAAAUAAAGCAAAUUACAAAACAAUAGUGGACUCCAUCAAGAAUCCAGAAAGAAAAACAGUGCCUUCGUUUUCUCAGUCUACAGUGCCUUCCUUACCGGCUUCUCUCACAACCGUGGAGAGCAAACCUUCAGUUCCACAAAGCCCUCCAUCCAGCCUGGUCAAACCUUCCCUAGAGGUGAGACUGUAUCCACAGCCUUACUUCCAGGCCAGAACGCAGCAACAAGUACCACAGCUGAAAAAAAUUGAGCCACCUCUUCAGUCGCCAGUUAGGCUAAUGCCAAAGGUUGAAGAUGAAGCACCGCCCAGACCACCUCUUCCUCAGUUAUACAGUCCUGAAGAUCAGCCACCAGCUGUUCCACCACUCCCAAGAGAAGCCACUGUCAUCAGGCACACGUCAGUGCGAGGCCUGAAACGUCAGUCGGAUGAAAGAAAGAGAGACAGAGAACUAGGACAGUAUGUAAACGGAGAUUAUAGGGUAGAACUGCGUUCGUAUGUGAGUGAACCAGAAUUAGCAAUGAUAGGCAGUGACCUCAGCCAACCUUCCAGUGGUGUCGUAACUGUUGAUAGUGGAUACCAGACAUUGCCUACUCGUGGCUUGUCUGGAUCAACUUCCAGAUUGCAUCAGUCAUCUACCAUUUCAUCAUAUGCAACUCUUCGAAGAGAUAGGUCCAAGGAGAGACCAAAGAGUGCCUUGGAACGUUUAUACUCUGGAGACCACCAAAGAGGCAAGAUGAGUGCAGAGGAACAACUAGAAAGAAUGAAACGACAUCAGAAGGCAUUAGUUCGUGAACGCAAGAGAACCCUUAGCCAAGGAGAAAGGCAGUCUGUUUCAUCUCGGUCUUUCAUCAGGCCCAUUUCUGCAGACAUAGGCUCAUGGAAGCGAGAGCAAGAAUUUGAUUUGCAGCUACUUGAGAGGGCAAUUCGUGGAGAAGACAAGGAUGAAAAUGAAUGGUUAAAAGUUCAGCCAGUAGCAGUAGCGGUGACAGAGACAGACCUGGAGCCUCAAGACUACGAUUUAGACAUCAGCAGAGAGUUGUCAAAACCUGAGAAGGUUGCAAUUCCAGAACGUUAUGUUGAAUUGGAGCCAGAAGAACCUCUUUCUACAGAAGAACUGGCAGCAAGGCAGCGUAAAGCAGAGAAGAUAAAGAAUAUUCUUACUAAAUCAAGUAUGCACAAUCUACAGCCUACUGUUGCCCAGGACAAGCACAACUCAGUUGAUUUAGAUUCACAGCUCCAAGAGCAGGAACGCAUCAUUACCAUAUCAUACGCUUUGGCUUCUGAAGCCUCUCAGAGGAGCAAGGAGGUAGCAGCUCAGCAGUUGACCUAUCCACCCAAAGCACCCUCACCUUCUGUACCACAGCCACCUCACUCUCCCUUAAGCAAUGGAUUUCACUACACAUUUGUUUAAACACCUUAAAACCAAAGCAGUAAGUGAGCAAUGAUGUAAGAGUCGAAGGCAAUCCCACCCCAGUGGCGCCACGUGGAAGAAAGAGGAGAUUGAUUACAAGCACUCUGUGAAGGCAUUCACUGGCUGAUCACAGGUUCUUUCUUUUGGAAAAUAUGUUCAGAGAAUAAUGGGGGAUUUUCUAUGAAAAUGGAGAGAAUUGCUUAACAUCCUGUUUUGACUUCAGUUUAGUUCAGACUUUUUAUGUGAAUGAAUGGCACUUUUAAUAAACUCUGUAAAAUACUGACAAUGUAUUUUUAGAACAGAAUGUAUUUUGGAAUUUGUUUAAAUUAAGGGCUGAAUUCAUUUGAAGAGGAACUACUUGCAUAGUUGUUACGAGAUGCUGUUACUUCCCCCUCAGGCUCAGAAGCACAAUGUAAAGUUUUAUGGAAAAAAAUGCAAGUUGAACAAUCCUAGAAACAUGUUUGUAGGGUAUGGGUAGAGCUAACCCCACUUGAGAGGUUUGCUGUAAGGGUGUUUUGGGCUGAGUACCUUAGCAGAGUUAAUCACCCACUCUUUUGCCCAUGGAAUAAUACAUUGCAAGGAACUUGUAGUUUGAUUUCCUAAAUCUCAGCGUAGCUGAAAUUUUCCAUGAAAGCCAUUACAAAAACCAAUUUUGAACUCCAGUUUCCUUUUUUGAUUGCGUAUGAUUAGCUUGCUGGUAUUGAUACACAGCAUGCUACAUUGCUCCUGACAGUAGUGACAACCAGCUAACAAAGUAUAUAUAUUUUUUGAAAGUUGAGAUAUGGAAGAAGGAAACUUUUAAAUUAAAGUAUGUCACGUAAGCAAUAAGAAAAAUAGGAUGUGUCAUUUUACUAGUAAAUAUAUAUUUUUUCUUCAGAAUACCUAUUCAAUAAAAAGUACAAUAUGACGUAUUGACUAGUGUUUAUGCUGGAAACAGUAAAACUGAUGGAAUGUGGCACCUGCUAAUUUUACAUGUAAGUUCACCUCAUGCUUUACUUUGCCAAACUUUGAAAUUCAGCAUUCUACUUACAUGGCGAAGGUGAGGUGGCUACGAAAGGAGAAAAGAAUAUGAAAUGAAUGGCUACAAGUGCUUUACCUGGAAAAAAUAAAAUAAAAUACUGAGUGCAAGAGAUGCAGAAAUUGCCCAAUAUUAGGUAGUUGAGUUCAGCUCUAGAUAAAGAACAGCUGAGAAAUAAUUUGCAGUAUUUUGUGAUACUACUAACUUGUUUAUAUGCCAUAUUCAAGUAAUAGAUACAAAGCCCUGGAAACUGAUUGAACUUCAAGUUUCAGACUUUGAGUCAAAUCAUAUUAUCUUAACACUGUAGUCGGAAAUGUUCUUUAAAAUAUAUAUUUAGCUAAUGUUAUCUAUUUUACCUCAAUACUGCCAGUAUCAACUUCAAAACCUUUUUGCCAAAACAAUGAUUUAUUUUUGCCUUUAUAAAAAAGUUUUGAGAGCGUAAAUGAAUAUUUUGCAAGAAAACAUUAAUUUAAAUGUAACAGUUUGGAAAAUGGUCUAUGUACAGAUUAAACUAUUAACAUAACUGCC